Molecule: messenger RNA, 987 nt
Organism: Mustela erminea (ermine)
Lineage: Eukaryota; Metazoa; Chordata; Mammalia; Carnivora; Mustelidae
Product: olfactory receptor 6C2-like
Exons: 2
Coding region: 1-987 (328 amino acids)
Biological process (GO): G protein-coupled receptor signaling pathway
Cellular component (GO): membrane
Molecular function (GO): olfactory receptor activity; G protein-coupled receptor activity
Source: RefSeq, a predicted model, not a curated record
AUGGGCCUAGAAAGAUAUUCAGAGGAACUGGCAAUGGGAAGAAACCAAACAGCACUACCAACUUUCAUCUUGCUGGGACUGACAGAGGACCCUCGACUGAAAAUUUUGCUCUUUAUCUUUCUGUUUCUUUCCUACAUCCGGAGUAUAUCUGGAAACCUAACCAUCAUCACCCUCACUCUGAUUGAUUCCCACCUUAAAACACCAAUGUAUUUUUUCCUCCAAAAUUUCUCCUUCUUAGAAAUUUCAUUCACAACUUCUUGUGUCCCCAGAUUCUUAUAUAGCAUAUCAUCUGGGGACAAGUCUAUUACCUAUAAUGCUUGUGUCAGUCAACUAUUGUUUACAGACCUCUUUGCAGUAACAGAUUUUUUUCUCCUGGCUACCAUGUCCUAUGACCGCUAUGUAGUCAUCUGCAAACCCCUGCAUUACCUGACCAUCAUGAGCAAUAAAGUCUGCAAGAACUUCAUCCUCUUCUGUUGGGUAGCAGCACUGAUCAUCAUUCUCCCACCAAUUAGUCUAGGUUUGGGCCUGGAAUUCUGUGAUUCAAACAUCAUUGAUCAUUUUUGUUGUGAUGCAUCUCCUCUCCUGAAGAUCUCUUGCUCAGACACAUGGUUGAUAGAACAGAUGGUUAUCGUCUGUGCUGUGUUGACCUUCAUCAUCACCCUCAUGUGUAUAGUUCUUUCCUACAUUUAUAUCAUUGGGACCAUUCUAAGGUUUCCCUCUGCCCAGCAAAGGAAAAAGGCCUUUUCCACUUGUUCUUCCCACAUGAUUAUUGUUUCCAUUAUUUAUGGCAGCUGCAUCUUCAUUUAUGUCAAACCUUCAGCCAAGGAUGAAGUAGCUAUUAAUAAAGGGAUUUCACUUCUUAUUACUUCUGUCUCACCAAUGUUGAAUCCCUUUAUUUACACACUGAGAAACAAGCAAGUGAAGCAAGCUUUCCAUGACUCAAUUAAAAAAAAAUACAUUCCUCUCAAAGAUGUAAAGGAGAAAUGA